Molecule: messenger RNA, 310 nt
Organism: Amoebophrya sp. A25
Lineage: Eukaryota; Dinophyceae; Syndiniales; Amoebophryaceae
Source: the annotation of a GenBank genome assembly
AUGCUGACUAGAGUGUUUUCGUUUAUUCGCCGUGCGCAAUUUGCACGUGCCAUUGAUUUUCAUACUACGAGGAUAUCAACUCUCGCGCCUUCUGGAUGGUCUUACUUCGAUGAAUAAAUGCCCACACGAUAAUAUUGCACUGAGCCACUCAUGAAAUAAAUGAAAGGUGAGUGUGGGCCUUUUGCUCUAGUAACUCUGUGUGGAAAGUAGAAAUGCAAUGAUGAUCACUGUGCCGUCCACCGCCGUCGGAGCGCAGCGGAUGAAUAUGGGUUCUUCGACAUACUUCAAACUUGCGGCCUCCUGUCCUUCC